GAAACUACCAGUUCGCGGAUCUCCCCUUAACAACCAAUAAACUUCUACCACCCGGCGUCGAAUACAACAAAUUCCUACUGUCCUGGCGACCCUGAACACACACUGAGCUCUCCAUGGGUCCAACAGUAAACCCACCCAGCCCUGCACGCCGCCUUCCUGUCAAUGGACACGGAAGGGCUCGUUCGCGCGACCCCACGAAACAUGUAACCAGAACCUCGUCUCCUGGGCCAGAGCGAUGACAUCACGCCGCCCUCCUUUCUAGCAUCGCGAGACUCUCUUCUCCCUCCCCCGCAGUUCCCUGCGCUCCCAACCUCCCGGGCCUGCUGCCAGGCAGCGGCUGGGAUGGCGAGCCGCGCCGCUGAGGCGGUGACGAUAGCAGCGGUUCCGCCAUUGGAUGAAGAGGCUUGAGGGACGGGCCGGCUUGGUGAACAAGGAGAGAUCGAGGCAGGUGGCCCGGAGGGAGCAAGGGCAAUGGAGGCCAACAUGCCGAAGCGGAAGGAGCUUGGCAAGUCCCUCCGCAUCAAAGUCAUCUCGAUGGGCAACGCCGAAGUGGGAAAAAGCUGUAUUAUAAAGCGAUACUGUGAGAAAAGAUUUGUAUCUAAAUACCUGGCAACAAUUGGAAUUGACUACGGAGUCACAAAGGUUCAAGUCAGAGACAGAGAAGUCAAAGUUAACAUCUUUGAUAUGGCUGGACAUCCCUUCUUCUACGAGGUUCGCAAUGAGUUUUACAAGGACACGCAGGGCGUGAUACUGGUUUAUGAUGUUGGGCAGAAAGACUCCUUUGACGCUCUUGAUGCGUGGCUGGCAGAAAUGAAGCAAGAGCUUGGACCUCAUGGAAACAUGGAAAACAUUAUAUUUGUAGUGUGUGCCAACAAGAUUGAUUGUACCAAGCACCGCUGUGUAGAUGAAAGUGAAGGGCGUCUUUGGGCUGAAAGCAAAGGGUUCCUGUACUUUGAAACUUCAGCACAAACUGGAGAAGGAAUCAAUGAGAUGUUCCAGACCUUUUAUGUAUCCAUAGUUGAUUUAUGUGAAAAUGGUGGGAAACGUCCUAUCACAAACAGCAGUGCUAGUUUCACCAAAGAACAAGCAGACACCAUUCGCAGAAUUCGAAAUAGCAAAGAUAGUUGGGACAUGUUGGGAGUCAAACCUGGGGCCUCAAGGGAUGAAGUCAACAAAGCGUACCGGAAGCUGGCUGUGCUUCUUCACCCAGACAAAUGCGUAGCACCCGGUAGCGAAGAUGCCUUCAAAGCAGUUGUGAAUGCCCGGACAGCCCUCCUGAAAAACAUCAAGUAGGAAGUAGAGAAAAAGACAAAUGUGAGACUCAAGUGCAAACAGACUGUCCGCAGAGGUGAAAUAACCAACGUGGAUUUUGCCUCCACAAAAAUCUUACCGCUUUUUUCAUUCAUGUGUUAUCAUUUGCAAAUCAAUAAUUCAGGUGCCCAUUACCAUUUCCUAGAUAUUUUACAGAGAGAUGCUCUACAUUUGUGUGAAGUGAAGAGAACCAAGCUUCACUAUACUUAUUCAUUUAAUACUUCUAGAUAAUCUAUAUGUUUUUUUUUUUUCUCAUUCAUUCGUAAGCUCUGUAAUUAGGCAAUUUUCUCAAGAAAGUUCAGAAGGUUUCUGGAGGGGAAAAAACUCUUUCACCAUUUUUUUUUUUUAAUUAUCAGAGAAGAAGACAACAAAAAUGGAAGCAGACAAUAUCAAAAUUCCUGCAAGUUUGUAGUGUGACCUCACAAGCAAGUUAUUUCUUUUACAAUGAGUUCCUUAGGUGGUACUAUAGCCACUGAUCUGUAAUUAGUAAACUCUUGGCAGCCCUUUGGAAGUUUGUAAUUCAGUUCUGAAGUGAACCACCCUUUUAUGACAGCCACUCUGUUCCCUUCUCCAACCACCAGGGGGAGAGACAGGCCAGGCCACCACCAGGAGAGAAAAGGCAAUGGCAGCCACAGAUUCUGGGUAGGUGGGUUGCUGCUAGUCCUGCCCCUGGAUAUAGACAUUCCUCUACCUGGGGAAACGGUUGCUGGGAGCAGUAGGGAGCACUGUGCACCUAGGAAACAGGACUCAGACCCCGAGACAGAAGUACUGCAGGCACACCUAGGGAUUAAGCACACAUCCCCAGAGGGAAAGGCCAGCCUGGUUCAGGGCCGUUUGAGGCACUGGGCAAGUCACCAUACAAGGCUUAUACUUUCUCUUAUUUCUCCAUCAGUUGCCACAGACACGUGGGAAAGGCAGGGCUGCCCCUCAACAAGCUGGGCCUCUGUCCUCGCUUCUUCAUCAGUGGUGGUUCUCUCUUUUUUCCUUCUUCUUCCUUUCCCCAGUUGUUUGUGUUUGUGUGUUUGUUUUUAUACCCCACACCUGCCGUCAUUUUCUCUCUUCUUGAAUCCCUGGCUUCCGGCCACUGCCUGUUUUGUCCUCCCUUGUGAACCUUGACCUGGGCCUGGUUAACCAGAGACACAUAGACCCUUUGGGUGGUGGUGGAGGGAGAGAGCUGAAGGCAUGGGUGGGGAGGAAUCUGUGUAGUUUUUGCUUGGGUUCAAAAGUUCUGAAUAGUAAUAUUUUUAAACUACAGAUUAUUAAAACUAAUUUCACAUAGAGCAGUAACAUUCUCUUGCAAUAGUUUCCUGUUUGGUACACAAGAGAUGGGCAAAUACCAGGUAUUAGGACUGAAUUUUUUUACAUUGCUUAUAGAACCAGUCUCACUACUUGACUCAUUAUAUCAUCACUCUCGUUACAUACUCAUAUUUGUAGUUACAUUCACUGGGGCUUUAACAUACAUGAAACGUUACUGUCCUGUGAAUUGUAAACAGCUAUCCCAUAUUGAUCAACAAAUAGCAUCUUCCUUACCACCUAAGGAGAAAAGCCACUUUCACAUAAUCCAAGCCCACACAUUCUUCUGGACUUUGUCCCUCUCCAGAGCAGCUUCACUUUGUGUGGCCAUACUCUGGCUGCGUUGCAUGUACUGUUUUCAGUAAACCAGAACAUUGUGGGUUAAGUCUGAGUUUUCAUCUUGGUGAUACUGAAAAUACUUUUUUUAUGACUUGGGAUCUGAUACAUGAUUUAUUGUGGGAUUUUCCUCUGGCCUUUGAGCUAGCUUCUGGGACUGCAGCACUCCAAACUACUUGUUACAAAGUCCUUCUAGACCUAGCUUUUGCUUGAGGCUCUCAUUAUGCCUAAAGCAAUCAAACAGAUCUGACUCUUGCGACAGAACUUAGAAGUCUGAUGAAUGAGGAGAUCGUGCACGGCAGUGUCAGCCCAGACUGGCCUGACAGCGCACUGAGUAGAUGGCCCUGUGCAGAAAGCUGGUACAGUUUUUAUCACUGUUAUACUAGAUCAGUCUCCUCAUCCAAGUUACAUUGUGCAGAUGAGCAAUCAUAGCAGAGUUCUUUAGUGCUUCCAUUCAUAUCCUUGUAUCAUAAGGAUAUGACUUGUUGAAAUUUAGAUCUUUAUUCUUGGGUCUUAGGACUUAGUUUCCAACACCUUCAUUAUUGACAGUAAGGAUGGCCAUAAACUGCUUCAUUUAUGUAAAAGGAAGAAAAUAAGAAAGCUAAGCUAUAGGGCCCUAGAAUUUUUCUGUUGUCAAUAAUCCUUGAGCAGAUCAUUGAAAUAAUAAAGCAUGAUUUGCAAUGAAAAGUUUUUUGGGUACUAACUUCAUGCAAAACUUCAUAGACUUCUAUGCAUUAAUUUAAAUUCUCGAUGCAGACAUGUACCCUGUAGUUCAAGCUUAUUAAAAUUCUUCAGCCAGUUGGGGUUUCAGAAUACAUCCCUGAGAGGAACAGUUAGCAGAAUAAUAUUAGUGGUCAAAAUUUUUUGUUAGAGAAUCUUGUUUUUCAAAAAAAGAAGAAAAAGUUUGAAUAGCUAUUAUUCAAGAAAAGCCAUUUCUUCCCCAUCUGAGUCACCAAGAAGUAACACUUUUUAAACUUGUUAGAAAUCCCAGGAAGCAUUUUAAAUUAAUCGACCAACCUACUUAAGCACUUUAAAAUACACCCUCCUAUUGUUCCUCUGUUCCCCCUUUUAUGCCUCCUUUUGAAUUAAUAUUCUCAUUGCAAUUUAACUGUCAAUGUUUCUUCUACUUCAGCAUUGUUGUUUCAUUGUUUUACAUGAAUGUGUCCUUGGUUUUGUUAACCUGUUCAUUUGGAAGUUCAGACUUGGGGUCAUUGUGCUGCUACCCAAGAUAAAUCUCUAUAAUUCUAUAAAUUACACAUUAUUUGUUAAGGCUUACAUUUACCUCAGGAAAUUUACUCUAGUAAGUUCUCAUAUAUUUCAUUCUCAACUAGUAAAUGUUUCUUUAGACCUAUAAACUAGCUCCUAGUUCACUGUUAGUUAAAUGAGCCAUAGAUAAGGCAGGUCAAUUUCUGAAAGAAAGCCAGGGUAAGAAUGCAGCUCCUGUAAGCUCUGAAUCAGUAGUGAAGUCGCUGUUCCUCAGGGAACAAUGACUAAAUCAAGAGAGGGAGGGAGGUAUUUCAGUCUCUAGUCAAAAAGGGUAGAGCUGUAGCUGUGUGCACAUUAUCUCUAACAAUGCCCUUCUUACAAGUAACUCAGUAGGCACUGCAAAGUCAUUUCCUUCUCUACUGUACACACUUCAGUUCACUCUGAGUCUGCCAACGUUUUUGCAAAACUUUUGAAAAUGAAUUUAGCUGCGAAACAUAGCCAAGCACCUUCCAUUGCAAGUUUUGCAAAGUGAAGAGAGAUUUGUACUUAUCAUAAGUGGUAUUCAGUACAGUUGUAAAACACAGUUAAUGCUGUUUGUACAUUGGUUCUUCCAUGAAACAUUUAUAGAGAAGAAAAAAUUUAAACUUGUAAUGUGGGUAAGUUAGAUUGUGUCUAAAAAGCAGUGCAAUAUGUAGCUGUGCAAUAAAGGCCCUGUUGGUGAAAAGACUUUUGUUGAAAAGCUGGAUGGUUUUAUAAGCCUCCUGCAUCGAUUGCUCUCCAGGGAUUCUUCCCCCUUUUGACUGUGAAUGCAGAGUCUGUAACUAAACCCUUUGCUCUUAGAAAGUAAUUUACGUAUUUGCUUUCUGUUGAAAUAACUGAAAAUGUUAAAUCUACCAAUUGUUUGUCUUGUAUAGAGAGUGUCAUAUGUAUUUAAGUCGUGUAUUUUUAUAAAAUAAAGCCAAAUAUCAAACACUGU
Molecule: messenger RNA, 5122 nt
Organism: Trichechus manatus latirostris (Florida manatee)
Lineage: Eukaryota; Metazoa; Chordata; Mammalia; Sirenia; Trichechidae
Gene: DNAJC27
Product: DnaJ heat shock protein family (Hsp40) member C27
Exons: 7
Coding region: 472-1293 (273 amino acids)
Biological process (GO): phagosome-lysosome fusion
Cellular component (GO): late endosome; phagocytic vesicle; lysosome
Molecular function (GO): GTPase activity; GTP binding
Source: RefSeq, a predicted model, not a curated record